This is a messenger RNA of Lymnaea stagnalis (great pond snail), 306 nucleotides long. NCBI's taxonomy places the organism in Eukaryota, Metazoa, Mollusca, Gastropoda, Lymnaeidae. The record is from the annotation of a GenBank genome assembly.
CACGCUAGACCUAUCCCUAAAACAGCCAAGGUCAUAGUGACGCACGCUAGACCUAUCCCUAAAACAGCCAAGGUCAUAGUGACACACGCUAGACCUAUCCCUAAAACAGCCAAGGUCAUAGUGACACACGCUAGACCUAUCCCUAAAACAGCCAAGGUCAUAGUGACUCACACAUCCUUUAAUGUACAAAGUUUUUAUUCCCUCUAUAUUUAUUUAAAUUUAAUGGAAUUUUUUAUUUAUUUAACCAUCUCUUUUAUUCGUGCCUUUCAUAAAAUAAUAUCAUGUAUGGGAAUUAACUGGAAAUAG